Messenger RNA from Diabrotica balteata, 2211 nucleotides. The record is from the annotation of a GenBank genome assembly. Lineage: Eukaryota; Metazoa; Arthropoda; Insecta; Coleoptera; Chrysomelidae.
AUGUAUUCUCCCUUAAGCAGAGCUGGAAUAAGUGGCGGUCCUGGAGGUGGUGGGGGCGGAGGUGAAACAACAAGUUCUGCUAGUGGAUCUCCACGACCAAGAGCACAAACUCCAGGAACCGUGGCUGGACUUGAUCUUUUGCCUCUUAGCACAAGCGAUGAAGUUUCCAGAAGAAGGGAGGUGGCUCUGCGACAACACUCCUUUUUUCAACUGCGGAUUCACCUUCGAAGAGGACAGGGGUUGGCCGCCAUGGAUAAAAACGGUUUGAGCGAUCCUUACGUAAAAUUCAAAUGUGGUGGAAGAUUAGUGUAUAAAUCCAGAACUGUAUAUAGAGAUUUAAACCCUAUUUGGGACGAAAGCUUUACGGUGCCUAUAGAAGACCCUUUUGUUCCUAUUGGAAUAAAGGUUUUCGAUUAUGAUUGGGGCCUGCAAGAUGAUUUUAUGGGAUCAGCUACUUUGGAUCUCACCACAUUGGAAUUGGCGAAAACAGCAGAGUUAUCCCUAGCUUUGCAGGAUCCAUCAAGGCCGGACGCUUCGUUGGGAGAAAUCAUUUUGGCUGUGACGCUUCAUCCUAAAACUCAAGAGGAUAAAGAACAGUACUUCCAAAAAACCAGUAGAACACAAGAUGUAAAUAAAAGACUUAAAUCGCAAAUAUGGAGUUCAGUAGUUACGAUAGUUUUAGUGGAAGGAAAGAAUCUUUUACCUUGUGAUCCAGAAACGGCAACUUCAGAUCCUUACUGUAAAUUUAGAUUGGGAAAUGAAAAGUACAAAAGUCGUGUCGUAUGGAGAUCAUUAAAUCCAAGAUGGUUAGAACAGCUAGAUCUGCAUUUAUACGAUGAUGGAGACCAACAGUUAGAAAUUACAGUAUGGGAUAAGGACAGGGCUAGAGAUGACUUUAUAGGAAGGUGCGUUAUUGAUUUAACCAAUUUUGAACGCGAAAAGACGCACAGUAUUUGGCAAGAAUUAGAGGAGGGAGCUGGAUCAUUACAUUUACUCCUUACAAUCAGUGGUACUACCGCAUCCGAGACAAUAUCUGACUUAACCACUUACGAAGAUAAUCCUAGAGAAAAGCAAAAUCUAGUCGAUAGAUACGCAUGGCACAGGACUUUUCACAAUAUCAAGGACGUCGGUCACCUCACCGUAAAAGUAUUCAAAGCACAAGGUUUGGCUUCCGCGGAUCUUGGUGGAAAAAGUGAUCCUUUCUGUGUAUUAGAAUUGGGAAACGCCCGACUUCAAACCCAAACUGAAUAUAAAACGCUAACGCCGUCAUGGAAUAAAAUUUUCACGUUCAACGUCAAGGAUAUCAAUAAUGUUCUAGAGAUUACUGUAUUCGACGAAGACCGAGACCACAAAGUAGAAUUUUUAGGAAAGAUUGCAAUUCCUCUCCUACGAAUACGAAAUGGAGAAAAAAGGUGGUUUGCUCUAAAGGAUAAAAAACUACGAACGAGGGCGAAAGGGAAUGGACCACAAAUUCUUCUGGAAAUGAUAAUUCAGUGGAAUCCUAUUAGAGCAUGUAUAAGAACUUUAAAUCCAAGGGAGGAGAAAUAUAUGCAAACUGAAGUAAAGUUUAAGCGGCAAGUUUUUGUAAAAAAUGUUCUAAGGCUAAAAGUAUUUGUUAUGUAUUUCUUAGAAGUCGGCAAGCUUUUUCAAAAUUGUUUUGAAUGGGAGUCAAAACUACAAAGUUUUGCGGCAUUGGUAGUUUGGGUUAUACUUUGCUACUAUUUCCAGCCAUGGAUGUUUCCGAUAUUAGUUCUCUUGGUAUUCUUAAAACAGUAUAUAGUACGAUCUUUAUCAGGACCUUUACAAGUUCCUUGGGAUGAAUCGCAGGAUUCAGAUGGAGAAGACGACGACGAAGAAGACAAAGAGAAAGAAGAAAAGAAAAGUCUGAAAGAACGCUUGCAGGCGAUUCAAGAAGUAACGCAGGGUGUUCAGAAUGCGAUUGGACGGAUUGCAUCGUUGUUGGAAGGUAUUAAAAAUAUGUUCAACUUCACAGUUCCUUACUUAUCAUGCAUAGCCAUAUUCCUGCUGGUUGUAGCGACGGUAGUCUUGUACAUCCUGCCAAUUAGGUACUUACUAAUGUUGUGGGGUAUUAACAAAUUCUUUAGAAGGAUAUUGAGACCUCAUUCAGUGCCCAAUAAUGAAAUUCUCGACCUUUUGUCGAGAAUUCCAGACGACGAGAUGUUGGUGAGUGAUUUUAAAUAUUUAAAAUAA